Molecule: messenger RNA, 618 nt
Organism: Acytostelium subglobosum LB1
Lineage: Eukaryota; Evosea; Eumycetozoa; Acytosteliales; Acytosteliaceae
Exons: 2
Coding region: 1-618 (205 amino acids)
Source: RefSeq, a predicted model, not a curated record
AUGAWUGAUGUUGACUUUGUUAUUGUUGUCUUUGGUGUUGAUGAAGUGGAUGAUGUUGAUGUAGUUGAUGUUGUUGAUGUAGUCUUCUUUGGGUCUUUGGAAGAUGAUGAUGUAGAUGUCAAUGACUUGGUACUGCUUGGCAAAGUGCCACUCAGAGUGGGAGUUGUAGCAGAUGAUGAUGUUGUUUUCUUUGUGGCUGGUCCUGGGAAUGUACUUGACAAUGAAGUUGUGGCAGCUGCACUAAGCAACGGACUCUUCAAAGUUGAUGAUGUUGAUGUAGUUGAUGUUGUUGUUGUUGGUCUUGUCUUUGUAGGUGUGCUCAGUAUAGAUGAUAUAGUAGAUGUUGAUUUCUUUGUUGUUGUACUGCUACCACUUGUUGUAGUAGUGGCACUCUCUACUGACGCACUUGAUAGACCAGUCUUCUUUGUUGAUGAUGAAGAUGAUGAUGUCGGUAAUCCCGACACCUUUGGCUUUGGUAUAGAUGAUGAUGAUGAUGAUGAACUACCUGUACUACUCAUGUUAUUAUCUAUCAAUAUCUAUUUUAAAGGACAGUCACUGGAGUCAUGGUUGAUGCUUGUAGGGGCCCUGGAACUUAUACUUAGUAGGCCUAGAACUUAA